Cornus florida is the source of this 2013-nucleotide messenger RNA. RefSeq names its product UDP-sulfoquinovose synthase, chloroplastic. The record is from RefSeq and is a predicted model, not a curated record. Lineage: Eukaryota; Viridiplantae; Streptophyta; Magnoliopsida; Cornales; Cornaceae. Bases 196 to 1644 code for a protein of 482 amino acids. Gene Ontology annotation, molecular function: UDPsulfoquinovose synthase activity. The transcript is spliced from 3 exons. Gene Ontology annotation, biological process: sulfolipid biosynthetic process; glycolipid biosynthetic process.
GUCACUCUUGAUACCUCCAAAGAAAAAGAAAACAGAAGCUCAUAGCUUCCCCCAAACCCUCCCAGCACUCUCUCUUUUCUGUAUACAAUAAUAAUAUCACACAUACAUACUCUCAUCCAUCUGGAUUGCCUCUCUGAUAUCAUCGCCUUCACAAGAUAUAUAUACUAAAUUUCAUAAGAAAAACCAAACAAAAAUAUGGCACAUUUGCUUUCAACCUCUUGUGCUUUAAAUAACUCCUCCAGCAGCAAGCUUUCAUCCAAACAACCAUACCAAGGCUCAGCAGUAUUUCCAUCAUCUGUUACUUUAAGAACUUCUAAGUCCCAAACUAAAAAGCUUGUCUUGCAAGGAAAGAGGUCCCAGAGACUUUGUACUGUCCAUGCAACAACACUUUCUGCAAGUCAAGAAGCCAAGACCAAAUCGACCUCUGGUUCCCAUCAAACCUCUGAUGAACCAUCAAAGCCAAAGCGGGUCAUGGUCAUUGGUGGGGAUGGUUACUGUGGUUGGGCUACUGCCCUCCACCUAUCCAACAAAAAUUAUGAAGUUGCCAUUGUUGACAGCCUUGUCCGUCGUCUUUUUGACCAUCAGCUAGGUCUGGACUCUCUGACUCCCAUCUCCUCUAUCCAUAAUCGCAUCCGUCGUUGGAAAUCUGUCACAGGAAAAUCCAUUCAACUCCACAUUGGUGACAUCUGUGAUUUCGAGUUUUUGUCAGAAACUUUCAAGUCAUUUGAACCUGAUGCGGUCAUCCACUUUGGAGAACAGCGAUCUGCUCCCUACUCAAUGAUCGAUAGGUCAAGAGCCGUGUUCACACAGAAUAACAACGUGAUUGGAACGCUCAAUGUUCUGUUUGCCAUUAAGGAGUUCAGAGAGGAGUGUCAUCUGGUGAAACUUGGUACCAUGGGAGAAUAUGGAACCCCCAACAUAGAUAUCGAGGAGGGUUACAUUACAAUUACUCACAAUGGUAGAACAGAUACUUUGCCUUAUCCCAAGCAAGCAAGCUCUUUCUACCAUCUGAGUAAGGUACAUGAUUCAAAUAAUAUAGCGUUUACUUGCAAGGCUUGGGGGAUCAGAGCCACCGAUCUGAAUCAAGGUGUUGUCUAUGGGCUGAGGACGGAUGAGACGGAGAUGCAUGAAGAGCUCUUCAAUAGAUUUGAUUAUGAUGGAGUAUUUGGAACUGCAUUGAAUAGGUUUUGUGUUCAAGCCGCUGUGGGUCAUCCACUUACUGUUUACGGCAAAGGGGGUCAGACCAGAGGAUACCUAGACAUACGAGACACGGUUCAGUGCGUUGAGCUAGCCAUUGCAAACCCAGCACAGCGUGGAGAGUUUCGGGUCUUCAAUCAAUUCACGGAGCAGUUUUCUGUCAAUGAACUAGCAGCACUUGUCACAAAAGCCGGAGAGAAGCUUGGGCUUGAUGUGCAAACCAUAUCCGUGCCAAACCCAAGAGUAGAGGCAGAGGAACAUUACUACAAUGCCAAGCACACUAAACUCAUUGAACUGGGACUCAAACCACACCUUCUUUCGGACUCUCUUCUUGACUCGGUGCUCAACUUUGCCAUCAAGUUUAAGGACCGUGUUGAUACAAAACAGAUAAUGCCCAGUGUUUCUUGGAGAAAAAUUGGCGCGAAGCCAAAGACUGUUGCAGCUUAGGCGAAUAGAAAAUAUCAAAGUGAGGGCUGUUGUCUUUUUGGUUUUAUAUUUCUGAUAUGCAGCGUUGUAUCUAUGGAAACUUAAUAAUCGUUGAGGACCAAGUUGUGUCUUGAUAAGGUGCUCCAUUAUAGAAGUAGAAAUUCUAUCUUGGGGGUCCUCAAUUUUAGAUGUAGUAGUUGAAAUGUGUACUCCUUACAACCCUUGCUUUGGCAAUGUAAUAUAUAGCCCGUUAAGAUGAAUUUGAUGGACAGUGAACUCUCUCAAUCUUUCAUCUUCCAAAUCAUUUUAUUGACUCCAUUGUGCUUUGUUGGAUUCAAUUCGGUCGUUACUCCAAGGGAUAAAUGAAGAUGAGCUAGGUGUUAUAUUGGA